AUGGCAACAUCCGGCGUUCCCGUUCCCUCACUGGAAAUCCAGACAGUCGGAGAGAAAAACAGACUGCAGAAGCCCAUGGUGCAGAAGAUACGUCGAGACCGCAUCAACGGCAGCAUCGAGCAACUGAAACUCCUGCAAGAGAAGGAAUUCCAGAGACACCAGCCCAACUCCAAGCUGGAGAAAGCUGAUGUUCUGGAGAUGACUGUCAGCUACCUGAAAUGUAGCCAGAACUUCACUGUGAGCAUCCUCGCCUCUAAAUCCUAUUCCUCCCGCCUCAAGGAAACUCUGCAGUUCCUGGCCAUCCACUCAACAGACUCCAAAACCCAGAGCAAGCUCUUAAGGCACUUCCAGAAGCCUUUGGGCGAUGACCGUCACAUGCACCACUCCGAUCCCCACUCUGCUCCACAAGGCAUCACUCAAGAAGGCAAUAUCAAAGCCAACUUGCAAACUCUGGAGGCCUUGAGACGAGGUCAUGCUGUCGAGCAGGAUGCACAGAAUUUGUAA
Molecule: messenger RNA, 504 nt
Organism: Rhineura floridana
Lineage: Eukaryota; Metazoa; Chordata; Lepidosauria; Squamata; Rhineuridae
Product: transcription factor HES-5-like
Exons: 4
Coding region: 1-504 (167 amino acids)
Biological process (GO): anterior/posterior pattern specification; regulation of neurogenesis; regulation of transcription by RNA polymerase II
Cellular component (GO): nucleus
Molecular function (GO): DNA-binding transcription factor activity, RNA polymerase II-specific; RNA polymerase II cis-regulatory region sequence-specific DNA binding; protein dimerization activity
Source: RefSeq, a predicted model, not a curated record